UACAGAGAUGAUGGGAAAUUCAGAACUGUCUCCUGAAGUGGAUGUAAAUUCUCUGAAUGCUCUUAUUUCACAAAAUGUGGUAGACCAGCUUCUCAGCAAGUAUAUGUCAACACUUACGUCUAACAUAAUUGGCUGGCUACGCAAAGCACUGGAGACAGAUAAAAAAGACUGGAUAAAAGAAACUGAACCAGAAGCAGAUCAAGAUGGGUACUAUCAGACUACGCUCCCAGCUAUUGUUUUUCAGAUGUUUGAGCAGAAUCUUCAGGUGGCUGCUCAGAUAAAUGAAGAUUUGAAAACAAAGGUACUUCUUCUAUGUCUUCAACAAAUGAAUUCAUUUCUAACCAGGUACAAAGAUGAAGCACAGUUGUAUAAAGAAGAACAUCUUAAAAAUCGUCAGUAUCCUCAAUGCUAUGUUCAAUACAUGAUUGCAGUCAUCAACAACUGUCAAACCUUUAAAGAAUCUAUAAUCAGUCUGAAAAGAAAAUACUUGAAAAUUGAAAUGGAAGACACGUUGUCAAUCAGUCAUACAAGCAUGGAUGCAACGUUAGACACCAUUGCCAAAGAAGGAUGCUCUAGCCUGCUAGAUGAAGUCUUCAUGGAUUUAGAGCCACAUCUCAAUGAGCUGAUGACAAAGAAGUGGUUGAUGGGGUCUAAUGCAGUGGGGACUAUCUGUGUCACUGUAGAGGAUUAUUUCAAUGACUUUGCAAAAAUAAAAAAGCCUUAUAAAAAGACAAUGACUGUUGAGGCCCAUCGGAGAGUAGUUGUGGAAUACAUCAGAGCAAUCAUGUUAAAACGUAUAUCUUUCAAGAACGCAGAAGAGAGAAAAGAGGGUGCAGAAAGAAUGAUCAAAGAAGCAGAACAGUUCAGAUUUCUGUUUAAGAAGCUUGCAGCUGGCUCUGGAGAGGAUACUGAAGGACUCUGUGACAUCAUUGAAGCCAUUGCAGAGGUUAUCAAGCUAACUGAUCCUUCACUGCUCUAUCUGGAAGUUUCAACUUUAGUCAGUAAAUACCCAGAUAUCAGGGAUGACCAUAUUGCAGCUUUGCUGACAGUGAGAGGCGAUGCCAGCAGAGAUAUGAAGCAGACUAUCAUUGAGACUUUGGAUCAAGGUCCAAGCCAACCGAAUCCAAACUAUGUGCCAAUUUUUAAAGAAAUUACAGUUCCUACUCUAACUGUGCCAAAACUUCUUAAGUAACGGACAACUCUGCAUCAUUACUGGUCUGGGAUCAACAGGUUUGAAAUAUUUGAGGGCAAAUUUGGCAAUGCUAUUUCGAGUAAAGUUCAAUAUACACUGAUACUUGCUAGGCAUGUUUCUUUCUAAAGACUUGGAGGUGGGAAAAUGUAAUCAGAUUUCUGAAAAGAAGAUGGAUGUGUAGAGGUCAUGCUUGAAGCAUGAAGCUUCUAAUGGCCAGGGGGCUUUUUACUGACCCAUUUGUUACAGCCUUUUUUGCUGUCAGCACAUACAUUUUUCUUGUGGAAUAUGUUUGCACGGUGCACUGCAAUGCCCUAUAAAGAUAUUUAUACCCAAAACAACAGAGCUGUAUUAGUGCUGGAUAUGCUAACAGACAUCACUUACAAUACCUAAGCAGUCUCCUUUAGAACUGUCUUUAUAUGGCACUGCAUU
Pelecanus crispus (Dalmatian pelican) is the source of this 1621-nucleotide messenger RNA. Lineage: Eukaryota; Metazoa; Chordata; Aves; Pelecaniformes; Pelecanidae. The record is from RefSeq and is a predicted model, not a curated record.